This is a messenger RNA of Fomitopsis serialis, 1002 nucleotides long. RefSeq lists its product as uncharacterized. Lineage: Eukaryota; Fungi; Basidiomycota; Agaricomycetes; Polyporales; Fomitopsidaceae. Bases 1 to 1002 code for a protein of 333 amino acids. The transcript is spliced from 5 exons. The record is from RefSeq and is a predicted model, not a curated record.
AUGCCUGGUAGGGAGUCGUCAACCGCGCAGGCGAGUCUAGAGGGCUUCAGCAUCUCAUCGUCCUCCGCCUUCGUCGCCAUCUCCAACCCUGGUCUCGACGUUCAAACGUUCAAUAACGAUGUACACGCUCACAUUGUCGAGAUCUACACCUCGCUCAUCCGUGCUCGCUUCGAGGAGCUGUACAACAACCUCUUCCGAGUCUUCCCUAGUACCGCCUUCGAGCCCGGCGUCGAGAAGGUCCUCCGUGACUUCCAAGACAAGUUGACAAUAGCCAAGUCCACUAGAGCGGUUCAGCUCCCAUCCUGCGGUAUGGCCCGGGUCUUCCUCAAGGCGUGUGCAAGUUCAGCGCUGAGCAACAAGGCCAGGCUGCGCGGGCGGGUGGGUACACGAGCGAGGCGAGUGGGUGGGCAGGCCGACGAGCAGGCAAGCUGGCAAGCGGGUGCUGCGAGUGGACGAGCAGGAGAGCAGGAGAGCGUGCAAGCCGACGGGCGGAGCGUGGGCACGGGCGCGAGGGCGGGCGGGCAAGGCGGUGGACUGGCGGAUGGGUGGGUACAAGACGGACUGGCGGGCAGGCAGAUGGGCUCCUCUCCGAUUCACUCCCGCCAAACCCGUUCCCGCCGCGGCAGGCCUCUUGAACAAGCCAACACCGCUCGCACUGGGCCUCCACAAGCGGGACUCGUUCUCGUUCAGCUUCGCUCAGCCCACCGCCCGGUCCACGCCCGCCUCGCCAAGAAAGGCAAGGGAAAGGAAAAGGCGCACUCCGCCCUGCUCAUCCUAUCCACUACGAGCUCCACCUCGAGCUCAGACGCGAAGCCUGUCGUCUGCGAUCGGGUGGCCGCCGAAGACGAGUGCGCACUCGGACGGGACCCAGCUCAACCCGUCGCUCUUGUCACUCUCGCUCGCCCUCCAGAAGCCAAACAUGCCCAUGCACUCACGCCCUGGCACCAGCAUGGACUUCCAUCCCAAGGCUGUCGCGACGAGAGGCGGGUUGCUCUGCACUAG